Molecule: messenger RNA, 1290 nt
Organism: Trichoplax adhaerens
Lineage: Eukaryota; Metazoa; Placozoa; Uniplacotomia; Trichoplacea; Trichoplacidae
Exons: 16
Coding region: 1-1290 (429 amino acids)
Biological process (GO): proteasome-mediated ubiquitin-dependent protein catabolic process
Cellular component (GO): Cul4-RING E3 ubiquitin ligase complex
Molecular function (GO): protein binding
Source: RefSeq, a predicted model, not a curated record
AUGGGUAACCAGCAAUCGGAUAGUGGUGAUGGUGGUGACGAAUUGCAAAGUGAAGAUUAUAGUCGCUUGAUUUUGAGUCUAAUUCGAAGCGGACAAGUUCAACUCGUACGUUCAGGCGAUGGUAUUAAUUUCGAUUAUAUAGAUGAAGCGGAGAGUGACGAAGAAGAAGGAAAAGAGUUCAAUGAAGUAAGCUCUUUUAAGAUAAAGCAGAUUAAUGAUUUGGAACAACAUGUCAAAUUGGCUAGCGGACAAAUUUUACCGCUGCCUAAUAGCAUAUCACCGAUUAUACAACAGAGACAACAAGGUCUUCGAACGACUCAGGGCUUUAAAGCCCGUGUAUUAUCUAGGUAUUUACCGAAUAACCACUCCGUCCUUCAAAGAUUUAGGGGUAAAGCCUUCUGUGGCCAAUUCUCAUCCACCGGAGAGAUUUUUAUGUCAGCUUGUCAAGAUUGUAUAAUUCGUUUAUAUGAUGUAACUGAUGGCAAAUUUAGUCUAUUUAAAUCCAUUGGUGCUCGCGAUGUUGGAUGGAGUAUCAUUGAUACAGACUUUAGCUCUAAUUGUGGUUAUCUUUAUAUUUUCGAUAUGAACGAACAUCAACGAACACUAGAGAUUCAAAGUCAUGAGGACGAUGUAAAUGCAGUAAAAUUUGCAGAUGCGUCCUCUCAAAUAUUCUUCUCUGGUGGAGAUGAUGCAAUUGUCAAGGUUUGGGAUAGACGCACUUUAAGUGAAUCCAAUCCAGUUCCCGUUGGCGCUUUCGGGGGACAUACCGAUGGUAUAACUUACAUCGAUUCGAAGAACGAUGGAAGAUAUUUAAUAAGUAAUAGCAAGGAUCAGUGCAUAAAACUUUGGGAUAUGAGAUAUUUUUCUGGUCGUGAAGGUGUUGAGGAAUCGCGACGAGCCGCUGCGCGUCAAGGCUGGGACUAUCGGUGGCAAAGCGCCCCACGCAGACGACGAAAAAGAAAGCAUAAACAUGAUGCCUCACUCAUGACCUACCAAGGACAUGGCGUAGCUAAUACCUUAAUCCGCAGCUUUUUUUCACCUAUGCAUUCGACAGGACAAGCAUAUAUAUAUACUGGUAGCUGCACAGGAUCUGUUGUAGGUGGUGGUUGUGUGCGAGAUGUUUCGUGGCAUCCGUUUGAUAAUAAAAUUAUUACUUCAUCUCUUGUUAUUAUUGAUAGUGGGAUUGUACGCUCGGAUGUUGCGAAUAUCAGGGAGCGUGAAGAACUGCUAUGUCUAAGGAUCUUAUUGGCUCGAUAUGAAAAUAAUAAAGCGAGAUGCUUUAGGAAUUAG